AAACCCAGCAAUUGAUAAACCUCAACAAAACCCCAAGUCUUAAGUCUUAACUCUUAUCCAACCUUCAACAAUGGCGCUCAUCUUAUCCUCAAAAUUCUUUCUCUUCAAUCCCUUACUCCAUUCUCCUCCACACUUUCUCUCUCCUCCUCUUCCUCUAAAGCCAUUCAAUGGCAUCGUCGUAUCGGCAAUUUCGUCGCCGGAGCGAAAGUCCCGGCGCCGGCGACAGCCGAAAGAGGACACUUCGACGGCGUCUUCAGCGGCGGAGAAAGGAUUAAGGCUAGCAUUUAUGGAAGAACUUAUGAUUAGGGCUAGAAAUCGAGACACAAUUGGAGUUUCAGACGUUAUUUAUGAUAUGAUUGUUGCUGGUCUUAAUCCUGGUCCUAGGUCUUACCAUGGUCUUGUUGUUGCUCAUGUCCUCAAUUCCGAUGAGGAAGGCGCUAUGCAAUCCCUGAGACGAGAGUUGAGUGUUGGACUUGUUCCUCUCCAUGAAACAUUUUUAGCAUUGGUUCGUUUAUUUGGGUCCAAGGGCCAUGCUACCAGAGGUUUAGAAAUCCUUGCAGCGAUGGAGAAGUUAAAUUAUGACAUCCGCAAAGCUUGGUUGGUUCUUGUUGAGGAGCUGGUUAGAAGCAAUCAUUUGGAAUUUGCCAACAAGGUGUUUCUGAAGGGUGCUGAGGGUGGAUUAAGGGCUACUGAUGAGAUAUACGACCUCUUAAUUGAGGAAGACUGUAAAUAUGGGGAUCACUCUAAUGCCUUAACUAUCGCUUAUGAAAUGGAGGCAGCUGGCCGGAUGGCUACAACUUUCCAUUUUAACUGCCUUUUGAGUGUUCAGGCAAAUUGUGGAAUACCUGAAAUUGCUUAUGCAACAUUUGAGAACAUGGAAUUUGGUGAAGAUUAUAUGAAACCUGAUACAGAGACAUAUAAUUGGGUGAUCCAAGCAUAUACAAGAGCUGAAUCCUAUGAUAGGGUGCAGGAUGUUGCUGAGCUGCUUGGCUUGAUGGUUGAAGAUCAUAAAAGACUGCAGCCAAAUGUGAGAACAUAUGCGUUGUUGGUGGAAUGCUUCACGAAGUACUGUGUGAUGCGGGAAGCUAUUCGACAUUUUCGUGCAUUGAAAACUUUUGAAGGGGGAACAAGAGUUUUAUAUAAUGAAGGAAACUUUGGUGAUCCGCUUUCUUUGUAUCUCCGAGCUUUGUGUCGAGAAGGAAGAAUUGAAGAAUUGUUGGAUGCUUUAGAAGCUAUGGCUAGGGAUAAUCAGCCAAUGCCACCAAGAGCUAUGAUUUUGAGUAGAAAAUACAGGACAUUAGUUAGCUCAUGGAUUGAACCGCUGCAGGAAGAAGCUGAGCUUGGAUAUGAGAUUGAUUACAUAGCCAGGUAUAAUUCAGAGGGAGGGCUUACCGGUGAGCGCAAACGUUGGGUUCCUCGAAGAGGAAAAGCUCCUCUAGAUCCUGAUGCAGAAGGAUUCAUUUACUCAAAUCCAGUGGAAACCUCCUUCAAACAAAGAUGUCUUGAAGAAUGGAAGAUACGUCAUAGGAAGCUCUUAAGACACUUGAGGAAUGAAGGACCAGCCGCUCUUGGACCAAAUGCAUCAGAAUCUGAUUAUGUGAGAGUGGAGGAAAGAUUGAAGAAAAUGAUUAAAGGUCGUGAGAAGAAUGUUGUGAAGCCAAAAGCAGCUAGUAAGAUGGUAGUUUCUGAAUUAAAAGAAGAACUAGAAGCCCAAGAUCUCCCUAUUGAUGGAACUAGGAAUGUGCUCUAUCAGCGGGUGCAAAAAGCUAGGAGAAUAAACAUAUCACGUGGUCGUCCACUAUGGGUUCCUCCAGUGGAGGAGGAAGAGGAGGAGGUUGAUGAAGAAGUUGAUGAACUGAUUUCAAGGAUAAAACUGGAAGAAGGCAACACAGAAUAUUGGAAGCGUCGUUUUCUUGGGGAACAAUUAAUAUAUGACAAUAUGAAGCCUAUGGAUGGGCAAAAAUUAGAACCUGGAUACAUAAUGGAUGAUGCUGAAAUUGAGGAUGAUACUGCAAAAGAGAUUGAAGAUGAUGAAGCUGAUGACGAGGAGGAAGUAGAAGCGGAAGUGGAAGUAGAACAAUCUGAAAGCCAGGAAGGCCUGGUAGACAGGGUGAAGCACAAGGAAGUCGAUGCUAAAAAACCUCUUCAAAUGAUCGGUAUCCAAUUGCUAAAAGAUGCAGAUCAGCCAACAACCUCCAAAAAAUCAACGAGCAGAUCUUCUAUGGCGGCAGAGGAUGAUGAUGAUGAUGACUGGUUUCCUUUAGAUUUAUACGAGGCAUUCGAAGAAUUGAGGAAGAGAAAUAUCUUUAAUGUGGAUGAUAUGUACACCAUUGCUGAUGUCUGGGGAUGGACAUGGGAGAGAGAGCUGAAGAGCAGACCUCUUCGCAGGUGGUCUCAAGAAUGGGAGGUUGAUAUGGCGAUGAAAGUCAUGUCAAAGGUAAUAGAAUUAGGUGGUAUACCUACUAUUGGGGACUGCGCCAUGAUCCUUCGUGCUGCAAUAAAAGCUCCUCUUCCUUCAGCCUUCCUGACAAUCUUACACAUUACACACAGCCUUGGAUACAGGUUUGGAAGUCCUUUGUAUGAUGAAAUCAUCACUCUAUGCCUUGAUCUCGGGGAACUUGACGCGGCAAUAGCAAUUGUUGCCGAUCUAGAAACUAGUGGAAUCACAGUUCCUGAUGAGACACUGGACAAGGUGAUUGCUGCUAGACAAACGCCUGAAAACGCUGCUGAUGAAGCUUCUUGAAUAAUAUUCUUGAAAGUUAUUGUACAUAUUUCUGACCUUUUCCCAUGACCUUGUAUUGCUACUUAGUCUGAUCCGCAAGCUAUAGGCAUUGUAACCUCACUUGGAAUUUCAGAGCCAUCUUUGCAUAAUGGACCUUAUUGUAGCAAUUUUAAAGUUUAAGAUGAGAAGGAAUUUGGUUGUAGCAAUGUGUUCGACUCCCUAGUGUGCAGUCAUUCUGUUAGCGGAGCGGACAUGCAGUUGUUUUAUAUCGAGUUGUAUAUCUAACGGUUGUACAUUAGCUUUGCUCCCCUAACAAGUUGAUAUAGUCACAACUCACAAGUUA
This is a messenger RNA of Beta vulgaris subsp. vulgaris (sugar beet), 3065 nucleotides long. RefSeq lists its product as hypothetical. The coding region runs from base 71 to 2743 and encodes 890 amino acids. Gene Ontology annotation, molecular function: protein binding. NCBI's taxonomy places the organism in Eukaryota, Viridiplantae, Streptophyta, Magnoliopsida, Caryophyllales, Amaranthaceae. The record is from RefSeq and is a predicted model, not a curated record. The transcript is spliced from 13 exons.